AUGGGGGCCUUCGAAGUGUUGACCCUAUCCGAGAUCACGCUCGCCGAAUUGAACACCACCAAUUCCAGGGGCGCCAACUAUUUGUAUGCGGACCCGGCGUAUGCUUCGUACUAUACACAGUACCAACCGUCAAAUGUCCACUCGCCACAGUCGUACCCCCUGCACUCCCACCAACACUCUGCCGCCUCGCCAGCGCUCUCCGGAAGUAUCGACGAUUCCGAUGGACAACUUGGACACGCCGCCAGGGCCAGCCCGCAAACGUUGAAAUGGCUGUACGAGAACUAUGAGGUGGCUGAUGGAACAUCGCUGCCGAGAUGUACGCUGUAUGAUCAUUAUAAAAAACAUUGUUCCGACAUUGGCCUCGACCCAGUCAACGCGGCCAGUUUCGGCAAACUGAUCCGUUCCGUCUUUUCCGGGCUUAAAACAAGAAGAUUGGGUACGAGGGGCAACAGCAAGUAUCACUACUAUGGCAUACGUAUUAAACCCCAAUCGGCGCUCAACCACUUCCCCGAGGAGUAUGGGCACAUGUCGAAGAAAAAACACCUCCAAUCUACUCAAAAUCUCAGGCGAAGCGAGCGGUUCACCAACUCGAACACCUCGUACGCGGCCGAACAGGGGCUGUACAACAACAACUACGAGCGCAACUCCUCCUCCACCACCCCGCAACGUGAGAAUAACCUGGAUGGUGAACAACCAUACAUGCUGGGUGAGGGCCACGUCCCCCGGAUAUUCCCCGAUUUCUCGACGAUGGGACCGAAUUUGGAGAAUUCAAAGUUGGAGCCGGCCCACGUCAUGAAACUGGUCAAUGGAUAUCGCGAGAAUUGCAGGGACAUUCUAAACAACAUCCGAGAACUGCGCUUCGACCUUCUUGAAGAGACCUGGACGGGAUUCUGGCAAAAUGAGAUGAUUCGGGAGGAAAGAUAUCCGAUUAUGAAGGGAAUCCCGAAUAUCCAACUCCACGUCCUAUGCGCCAUUCCUCAGGUUCAACAAUGGAUGGUGCAGACGGACUACUAUUUCUACCAAGUUCUCGUUGAUGUCCUCGUCCCAAAUGUUCUCUGCUCGACCAUGCGAUCCGAUAUGAUCACAAAAAUUCGGAAUGUGGCCAAAUAUCUGGAGGGCCAUAUGACAAAGGCAUUAUUGGGACUGCCGAGUGAAUUGGUGGAGCGGAAAGUGGAGGCUGUUCGAGUGUUGGCACAGACAUUGAGGAGAUACACCUCCCUGAACCAUGUAGCAACAGCCGCCCGAGGUGUCCUCCAGAAAAGCGAACAAAUCCAGCAAAUGCACGCCGAUUUCAACAGAGUCGAAAUGUCAUGCGUCCAAGAGCAAGCGGGUUGGGUGUGUGCUUGUGACCCGGGCACGGUUCAGCACUUCCAGAACUCGUUCAAGGAAAAUCUUGAAAAGCAGACGAGCCUCGAGGGGUGGGCCCAGUGGAUGGAGGCUGUGCUGGAUAAUGUGCUCGCCCGCUAUCACGACAAGCCCGUCUCCGAGCUGUCCGACGUCGCCAAGCAGUUCUUGCUGAACUGGAGCUUUUAUAAUAACCUGAUAAUCCGCGACCUGACGCUCCGAUCGGCCCAUAGUUUCGGUUCCUUCCACCUUCUCCGCCUCCUCUUUGAUGACUACAUGUUGCAUCUGGUCGAACAGAGACUAGCAAAGGCAGCCGGCCGACCCGUGAUCACCGUCAUGGCCAAGGGGUUCAGGGCAGAUUUGAUUCUGUUUGAGGAGACGACGCAAGAGAACCUACUUCCCCAUCCAAUAAAUGGUGAACGUGGAGGGGAUGAAUGGGAGAUGAUCACCCAUGUUGACAUCGAGACUGGCGGAGAAUUGAUGUAUGCUGAGGAGAAAAUGAUGCACUACAUGAAUGGAGACCAAUCAAUCGAACGCCAGGUGAUACUCGCACAAAAUGGAGACGAAAUCGGUGACGGAAAACCGUUGGACAAG
This is a messenger RNA of Mesorhabditis spiculigera, 1938 nucleotides long. Lineage: Eukaryota; Metazoa; Nematoda; Chromadorea; Rhabditida; Rhabditidae. The record is from the annotation of a GenBank genome assembly.